This is a messenger RNA of Aspergillus tanneri, 1623 nucleotides long. RefSeq lists its product as uncharacterized. The coding region runs from base 1 to 1623 and encodes 540 amino acids. The record is from RefSeq and is a predicted model, not a curated record. Gene Ontology annotation, molecular function: transmembrane transporter activity. The transcript has 3 exons. Lineage: Eukaryota; Fungi; Ascomycota; Eurotiomycetes; Eurotiales; Aspergillaceae. Gene Ontology annotation, biological process: transmembrane transport.
AUGAAGGAACAAGCGCAUGUGACCGAGUCCUCGACAGGAAUCCAAGCGGAUGCCAUUACGGAAGAGCAAGUGAACAACCCUCCCACUGACCGGAAGCAGCGUCAGUGGACCGAUGACUCUCCCAGGGCGACCCUGGGAGAGUCAGAUUCAGGCGAAAAAAUCAUUUUGACCGAAGAGGAAUGUUACGAAGAGCUGGGAUUUUGUUUCCCCAGGUGGAAGAAAUGGAUGAUCAUCUCUGUGAUUUUCCUGGUCCAGACAUCCAUGAACUUCAACACCAGCUUGUAUUCCAAUGCCAUCACCGGCAUCUCGGAAGAGUUUAGCGUCAGUAUGCAGGCAGCUCAGUGCGGUGCAAUGAUAUACUUAGUGACCUAUGCAUUCGGCUGCGAGCUCUGGGCCCCCUGGAGCGAGGAACUCGGUCGUAAACCCAUCCUGCAACUGAGUAUGUUCCUGGUGAAUAUCUGGCAGUUGCCUGUUGCUCUCGCCCCGAAUUUCGCUACCAUCAUGGUCGGUCGUGCGUUCGGAGGGCUAAGUUUAGCGGGUGGGUCGGUCACCUUGGGCAUGGUAGCCGAUCUGUGGGAGGCUGAUACUCAUCAGUAUGCUGUCGCUUGUGUCGUGUUCUCCUCUGUGGGUGGCUCCGUCAUUGGGCCUGUAGUAGGUGGAUUUGUCGAGAAGUACCUGCAAUGGCGAUGGGCCAUGUGGAUCCAGCUCAUCUUCGGGGGCUUUGUCCAACUCAUGCACCUGUUGCUUGUUCCGGAGACUAGAACGACAAUCUUGCUUGAGGUGAUUGCGAAAAAGAGACGAAGAAAGGGAGAGAAUGUCUACGGGCCGUACGAACUCAUCUCCUGGAAGGAGCGCUUCUCCAUGAAAGAGAUCCUCAUCACCUGGGUUCGCCCAUUUCAAAUGUUUCUGACAGAACCUAUCGUGCUGACCCUGUCGCUACUGAGUGGGUUUAGUGACGCACUCAUCUUCAUGUUCAUCCAGUCUUUUGAGCUGGUCUACAAACAGUGGAGAUUCGACGCUUCUGCCCUGGGUCUCUCCUUCAUUCCCAUUCUCGUGGGCUAUAUGAUUGCCUGGGUGUCUUUCAUCCCCGCUAUCUGGCGGAACGAGACUGAAAGGCAACGCAAGCCCGACGACGAACACGCGCAGUACGAGUCCCGGCUGUGGUGGCUGCUAUAUACGGUGCCCUGCCUACCUAUUGGCCUGAUCGGGUUUGCCUGGACCAGCGGCGGGCCUCCAGUGCACUGGAUGGGCAGCAUGGUCUUUUCGGCCCUGGUAGGCAUUGCCAAUUACAGCAUCUACAUGGCCACCAUUGACUAUAUGGUUUGUGCCUACGGCCCUUUCUCUGCGUCGGCCACCGGUGGCAAUGGGUUUUCUCGAGAUAUUCUCGCCGGUAUCCUGACGAUCCCUGCAAGGCCCUUUUUCGAAAACAUCGGUGGAGACCGUCAUCUGGAGUACGCUUCAACCAUUUUAUUCUGUAUCUCCAUCGUUCUGAUGGCCUCGGUGUACGUGAUAUACUGGUACGGACCGAGGCUUCGCAAGCGCUCGCCAUUUGCCCAGCAGCUUUCCCAGAGGCAAGCAGAGGGACACUCACAACGUCGACGGGCCUCCGCCGUGGCUCCAUAG